Messenger RNA from Aspergillus mulundensis, 1848 nucleotides. RefSeq lists its product as uncharacterized. The record is from RefSeq and is a predicted model, not a curated record. The coding region runs from base 1 to 1848 and encodes 615 amino acids. The transcript has 3 exons. NCBI's taxonomy places the organism in Eukaryota, Fungi, Ascomycota, Eurotiomycetes, Eurotiales, Aspergillaceae.
AUGGCACGAGCGGCAGAAUGUUCGCGUCGCGAAGGUGGAAAAACGCAGUUCGACAAGUUCGUCGGAUUGGAUCCAUUCGAAGUGCUCUCGCUUGACGUUGGUGAAUGGGGCAAAGGGGGCGCCGUGGAAGAGCUGGCAGGUGGCGCAGUAGCAGAAGGACAGCCCGUAGAGAGGCCCCGUGGUCUGGUAGCGGGUUCUGGCGCAGAGACAGCUGCCGGUGACGGAGGACAUGGUGAUGGUGUUGGUGUUGCAGGAGUAAAGGAUACGGAUACAGGAGAUGUUGGGGGAUGCCCUACGUCAGGGCCCAGCUGGAGGCCACCGCGGCGCAUUCAAGAUCAAGCCCAUCAGCAAGCCCGCCAGCAACGCCGUCACCGGGACCGUGAUGAUCCAUCCAAAGUAGAUCCACGCCACCAGCCGCAGGUUGAUGCACCGCCAGUCGCCGUUGGCCAGUCCGACGCCGAUCGACGCUCCGGCUAUACACUGUGUCUGCGCCUGUUAGCGGUGCGAUAUGGUAGAGGGGAAGCGUACCGUCGACACCGGCAGUCUCAGCCUCGUCGCCAUCAAGAUCGUCAUGGCGCUGCUCAGCUCCAUGCAGAACCCGCGCGACGGCGACAUCAGCGUCAGCCGGUUCCCCAGGUUGCGCAUGAGAUGGUACCCCACCCACGUCGGCACCGGCACCUCCUUCUCAAUCUCCCCACUCCGCCAGACAAGAUACGCCGUCGCAAACGGGGCGAUCGCAUUCGCGACGUCGUUGGCCCCGUGCACGAACGACGCCGUUGCCGCCGUGAGGAUCUGCAGCGAGCUGUACAUGUACUCGGCGCGGUUAUCGUACCGCGCCGCCCGCGCGUGCAUGUCUUGAAUAUCCCAGCUCAAGACGGUCUGCCGCUUCUGCGCCUGGAUGACGUCCUGUUCGAGCCCGUGGCACAGCACGCGCUGGAUGCUCCACCAUAUCACCGCCCAGCUGGUCCAGGGUCCGACCGGGCGCGGCGGGACGCCUUCGACUGGCGGUGUGCGCGUACCUUCGAGGCGCUCGGGGUCAUUGUAGCCCGCGGACUGGAUGGAUUGCAGGAGACUCUCCGACGCGCGGAGGCACUUGAGUUCUUCCUGCGUCAGGUGGCCGCGGUAGUAGUCUUUUAUGUUGAGGCUGCUGCGGCCCGGGGGAGGUGGGCUGGGGAGAGGGCGCGAGAGGAGGAACGGGCCGCGCCAGGCAUCGUGCCAUUUCAACUGCCAGUCUUCGUUCAUGACGCGGCGCCAGAGGUACGGGAGGAGGAAGAGGAUCUGCAGGAGUGUAACGCCCGUUGCGACCGUGAUCACCGAGACGGCGACCUGCAUCCCGCUCAGCUCGACGUCAAGCUGGAUCCCCUUCCAGACAACGAGCAUGGUCAACCCCCCGACCGCAACGAAGGUGUAGAUCGGAAUGGAGAAGAGAGCGCGAUGCACGGCGUAUCUGCUCGAAAGAACGAAAUGCUUCGUGACCAGGAACAUAAUCGCCCCCAGCGCCCCCGCAAUCCCCGGCGCGACCCCCCACGCCGCAAAGACCUGCGCAACGCCAUGCCAGCCCCAGUGGAUAUUCCUGAUUCCGACCGAGGCCGUCCCCGCCCCGACGAGGCCGCCGAUGAUGGAAUGCGUUGUGCUGACGGGCAGGCCGCAGCGCGUCGCGACGGUCAGGAAGAUGGAGGACCCGAUGAUGGCGCACAUCAUGGCGAGCAUGAGGACGGCGGGCUCGGCGUCGUACAGGUGCGGGUCGAUGAUGCGCUCGCGGACGGUCUCGGCGACGCGCGAGCCCACGCUGAUGGACCCGGCCAGCUCCAUGCAGGCGGCGAUCAGGAGCGCCUGUUUGAGGGAUAG